Lucilia sericata (common green bottle fly) is the source of this 1846-nucleotide messenger RNA. RefSeq names its product Na(+)/H(+) exchange regulatory cofactor NHE-RF1. Gene Ontology annotation, cellular component: apical plasma membrane. Lineage: Eukaryota; Metazoa; Arthropoda; Insecta; Diptera; Calliphoridae. Gene Ontology annotation, biological process: protein localization to plasma membrane. Bases 463 to 1350 code for a protein of 295 amino acids. Gene Ontology annotation, molecular function: protein binding; protein-membrane adaptor activity. The record is from RefSeq and is a predicted model, not a curated record. The transcript has 2 exons.
UCAGUUUCAGUUGGAGUUCGUACUUAAAAACGUUAAAAUAUUUUAAAUAAAAUAACGGACGGUGAAAAAAUAUUAAAACAAAAAUACUAUAUAAUAACAAAAAAUAUAUUAUUAAAACAAUAACAACAACAAUAACAAAUGUAAUAAUAAUAAAAACACGUUUUAGCAGAAGAUUUUUAAAAGAAAACAAAAAAAAAACACGCUUAAUUUAUAGAAAAAAUUUAAAUUAAAAACAAAAAUUAAUAACAAAAUCAAUUAUUUAUAGAAUUUUAUUUAUUCAUAGCAACAAAGAAAAGGAUUACAAAUUUUAUUAAUAUUUUUUUCUUAUAACAGCCCUAAAAAAACGAAAUUCAUUCAUUAAAGCAACAACAACUGCUGGACGGUAUUACAACAAACAAACAAUCAAAAAAAAACUAAACAAUUAACUGACAAAAUUAAAAGGAAAAUAAUUUACAAACAAAAAUGUCGCAAACUGAAAUGAAAGCCUCCUCGCCCACACCCUCCUCAGCCUCAACACCCGAUGUCAUCAACAAAGCAGCCACCAAAUUGUGUCACAUUGUCAAACGGCCCGAUUUUGAUGGUUAUGGUUUCAAUUUGCACUCGGAAAAGGCUAAACCAGGACAAUUUAUAGGUAAAGUUGAUGCCAACUCACCGGCCGAAGCAGCCGGUCUUAAGGAGGGAGACCGUAUCAUAGAAGUCAAUGGAGUGGCCAUUAAUAGUGAGACACACAAACAAGUGGUGCAGCGUAUAAAGGCCGUUUCCGGUGAGGUGCGUUUACUGCUGGUGGAUGUGGAAGGCAAGGGAGAUGGUUUGAUGUUUAAUGGUCAACAAAGUAAUGGUAAAACUGCAAUGGAAACCUCAAAAACGGAACAAGUUUUGCCGGGAGCAAGUGAAAAUAUCAACAGCAUUACAAUGGUAUCCACGAAAAGACCCUCCCAAGAGUCACAACGUUCAAGUGCGCAGGUUAACAACAACAGUAUGGAUGUUACGGACAAGGCAGUAAGUAGUGUUCCUAAUCAGGCAGUAAUGACGAACAACAACAACAAUAUACCACCACCUCCCUCAGCCACCAUGGCUACAUCACCCUCAAAAUCUAUGAUGAACAACAAUAUCAGCAACAACAGCAGUAAGACCCCCUUAAACAACAGCAAUGGUUCUCACACGGAAAUGGCAGCAGCAGCAGCCAGCGGAAGUGCUAGUGGCAAUGGCACCACCAUCAAGGCAGGCAGUUUACAGUUGCCCAUGACUGCUGCCGAAAUGCGUGCCAAGUUGAUGAUGAAAAAGAAAUACGAUCCCAAAAAUGAAAGUGUGGACUUGAAGAAGAAAUACGAAAUUGUACAAAAACUUUAAAAAUUUUCCAAAAAAUUUCUAUAAUGUUUUUCUAUUUGCAAAAAAAAAUUUCAUUUUCUUUUUUUUUAUUAAACUAUAGUUCUGAAGUCAUAUAUUAUUAUUUAAUUUAAUAAAUUAAAAACCAAUAAUUGAGCGUAACAAAACAGAAAAACUUAGUUUUAAGUUAAAAACAAUUUAAUUUGUUGUUUAUUUUUUUCUACAUUCCAUUUAAAGAUUUUUUUCUUAGAGAAAAAAAAAAUCGUUUAAAAAAAUUGGAUUUACAACAAAACAUAUAAUUUUUAAAAUUUUUCUUUUAAAUUUUGUAACUUUAUUUUUUAUUAUUAUUUUAGACCUACAAAAUGUUAUUUUAUAUAAUUUUUUUUUUUAAUUUAACCAGAAAAAUUGUUGAAUCAAUUGUACUCUACUACAUACUAUGUGUCAAUUAUUUAAGUAAAUUUGUUUCUCUUAAGAGGAAAAAAAUAGAUUUAAAAUAAAAAAAAAAUAAAUAAAAAUUUUA